Molecule: messenger RNA, 799 nt
Organism: Drosophila virilis
Lineage: Eukaryota; Metazoa; Arthropoda; Insecta; Diptera; Drosophilidae
Product: chymotrypsin-2
Biological process (GO): proteolysis
Molecular function (GO): serine-type endopeptidase activity
Source: RefSeq, a predicted model, not a curated record
CUCUGCUGCUUUUGUGUUGUUCGGCGCUCUCCUUGGCUGCUCCAUGGCCAAUGCUGGCCCCCAAGGCCGCAUUGUUGGCGGCGAAGAUGCCGUUUUGGGCCAGCUGCCCUAUCAGGCGGCGCUCUCCAUUGGCGGCAGCUACAACUGCGGAGCAGUCAUCAUUGCCGAACGCUAUGCGCUCACUGCUCUGACCUGUGUAUGCUCCGCCGGCAAGGAUACACCAUGGGCACCACAACUAUUUAUGGUUUCCGCUGGUACUGUGGAUCUGUACAAUGGCGGUCAGCGUAUACGCGUUGAGGAAAUCACAGUGAAUCCCAACUAUAAGGAACUAACGACUGGCAUCGCUUUGCUGCGUCUCACCGAGCCACUGGUCUUCAAUGCUGAUGUUGCCGCCCUGCCAUUGGCCACACAGAAUCCACCAUUGGGCGCCUACGUUGACAUUUCCGGCUGGGGACGCACCAAGGAAACGGAAACGAACAUGUACCGCACCCUGCAGGUUGGCUAUGCCGUUGUGGAGUCGGAGCGUGAAUGUCGCCUGGUCGAUAAUGCGCUCGUCGACAACGAACAGGUGCUCUGCCUGGGCCACCAGAGACGUCAAGGCAUCUGCACCGGUGAUAUUGGCGGUCCCGCAGUCUAUGAUGGCACGCUGGUCGGCCUGGCCGCCCAGCUUUUGGGCGAGUGCGGUGGCCUAUUGCCCGAACGCUUCAUCAGCAUUGCCGCUUAUUACGAAUGGAUCCAACAGCAGAUGGAAUAACCUAAUGUUCCUUUCUCAAUAAAGACUAUUCCCGAAUGCAGCCCA